UUACUCAAUUUAAACCAGUCCCAAUCUACUAAGGACUAUUUUGUGGAUCGAUGUUCAACCCAAGAUGAGGGCCAUUGUUCAGCGAGUGGCAUCUGCCAGUGUUGAGGUGGAAGGCCGUCUUGUAUCCGCCAUCGGCCCGGGUCUCUUGGUCCUCGUCGGACUUCACGAUUCCGACAAUGACGCCGACGCUGAUUAUAUAUGCCGUAAGGUGCUGAACAUGAGAUUGUUUCCUAACGAAGAGACUGGGAAAACAUGGGAUCUCAGUGUUAUUCAGAAGAAUCACGAAAUUCUGUUAGUGAGUCAGUUUACAUUAUGUGGGAUUUUGAAGGGAAAUAAGCCAGACUUUCAUUUAGCAAUGCCUCCAGAUAAAGCAAAACCCUUCUAUGCAGCUGUGGUAGAGAAGUUCAGGAAAACUUACAAACAUGAUGCGGUCAAAGAUGGCAUAUUUGGUGCAAUGAUGAAGGUGAAUUUGGUCAAUGAUGGUCCGGUUACAAUGGAAGUUGACUCAACCCAGAAGACAAAAUGAAGGAAUGCAUAAUAAAUGGCAUGGAACUUCACUACAAGGUAUUGUACAAGUGUUCAUCUGUUUUAUCAUGAAGAAUAUUGAUAUUUUGAAGUAUCUUGGCUUUAACACAAACUUUCAUUGUACGUACAAUAAGUGAAGUGCAUUAGAACUCAAAAUCUUUAAUGAUUCUAUAUCAUAUUUUCAAUAUAUCCUGUUCGCCAAU
Messenger RNA from Cuscuta campestris, 728 nucleotides. The record is from the annotation of a GenBank genome assembly. Lineage: Eukaryota; Viridiplantae; Streptophyta; Magnoliopsida; Solanales; Convolvulaceae.